GCCGCUUUAACAACUAUGCCAUGGCGACAAACUCUGAAACCGCUGACAGCUGGAGUCAAACAAUAACCCUGACGCUCAUAUCGACAUCGCAAGUCACUUACGAUGAUCUGGAGCUCGACAUGUCGUGCACGGUCCAGAUGCCUUGCGCAAUAGCCUCAGUAGACGACGAUGUGUCGCCGAUUCAUAGUUCAUACGAGAUAGAUCUAGUACUUUCAUUGGCACCGAGUACGCCGAUCAAGCUCUAUCGUGUAACCCUUCGCGCUCUACAGGAAGAAGUGCCAACUGAGGGUCCAGAUCCUUGGGCGGGCGCGAUCAUCGAUAGAGGGAGCGGUAGAGGCUCCAGUCCAAUGAGCGAGGGCGAAGAUUUGAUUGACAGCGUUACAAGUUCUUUUACGAUAUGGUCUGGGUCGGUAUCGUGUGCCUCUGGCCGAACAACUCUAUCGAACAGUUCCUGGUCACAGGCCCAGGCGACGAUACAUGGCAACGCAACCUCAGUGACUUCGGGCGCUAACGUCAAGGUCUCUUGUUUCGGUGCUAUUAAGGGUAGAGAUAACAGCUACAUGCUCCCUCACACCCAAGCCCUCAAUAUGUCGCCUAUCAAGAUCGAAAACCGAAGCAACGGCGAAAUCCUCGAUGUUCGUUUUGAGAUCGAAAAUACCGAGGAUGAAACAGAGGCUUUCGAUCCGCGCAUUACGGCCGUACUACAGACUGACAACGAUACCAGCGACCCGAUACCCGCUCGUCAAUUCAACUUCGAAUUAGUUAUAUGGACAAUGCCAGAAAGAUUCAUCUCACUAGACGGUACCGAGCCCGUUAAGAUAGUAAGAACGUUCAAAGUCUUACGUCCUCCUCAGGCCGGUACUCCAUUGUGAGAACUGCCACAACACGGAGCCGUUGCCAACGGGAACCACAUCUCAUCAUUCUUUACCAUUCACUGGUCACAUCAUCGGGUUUCUUAUACUCUGUAACUACAGUCUUCAUUCUUGGGUCUCAAAAAUACCUAAUAUGCGCCCUACAUGCCCCGUUCUCAAUCGCAUUGCUC
Messenger RNA from Fusarium oxysporum Fo47, 1042 nucleotides. RefSeq lists its product as uncharacterized. Lineage: Eukaryota; Fungi; Ascomycota; Sordariomycetes; Hypocreales; Nectriaceae. The record is from RefSeq and is a predicted model, not a curated record. The transcript is spliced from 3 exons. The coding region runs from base 21 to 872 and encodes 283 amino acids.